Molecule: messenger RNA, 1638 nt
Organism: Pelagomonas calceolata
Lineage: Eukaryota; Pelagophyceae; Pelagomonadales; Pelagomonadaceae
Source: the annotation of a GenBank genome assembly
CGAUACGUCCGGCGGCGUCGCGCGAGUUAGGCGUGAGCAAUAGCAGCGCCUGAGUAGCGUCCUUUGGUGCACCGCACGCGGCUCGAGAGCCCGUGAGCUGGCGUGUCACCGCGAGCGGUGUCCCAAUACGAGCGCUGACGCAACCCUGUCUCGAGUUUGCGAUUAAUUGCGCACCGCUGGCCGCUGCAGCAGGCAUCUGAGGGAGGCGCACACUGAGCAGCAAUUAGGGCUCGUGCGCGCGCGCAGGGUGCCAAGAUCUAGCGCAGAGGCUGGCAUUCGUCGCAUACGUGCCACAAUUGGCCAGCGCUCACGCCCGGAACGCGUGCCUCCAGCCUGCAGCCACACAGAGAGCAGCCAGGCCCUGGCGGUCCUGGCGCUCGCCCUCCUCGCCGCCGCCGCGCGGCGCGGCCCGCGACUCACGCGCCGCAUGAGUUUCAACAGAGAGGCGAUAAGCGAGACGCACGAGGUGCCCGCGCUACUCGUGCCGGCCAAGCGCACGAGCGCCUACGUCAAGGCACUUAGAAGACAUCUCGUGGACGUGCCUCGGUAUAGAACUGUGGCAUCGGUAGACGACGCUUCACAAAAGAAGAUCUUGCUGUCGCGCCAACUCCCGCGAGACGACCCCGCGUCCGCUCUCCCCGAAGAGGCCGCUCAGUUCUUGCGGAAAGCUUUGGACGAGGGCGAGGCGCAGCCGACAACCCACCAAAUUACGCUGGCCUACGACCACUUCACGGCCGAGGAAGUGCUGCGGAAGCUGCUACCAGCAUCAAUACCAACACCAUCGGCUUUUGAACAUGUGGGUCAUGUGGCCCACUUGAAUCUGCGGCCGGAGCACGAUCCUUAUAAAGCGCUCAUAGGGGAGGUUUUGCUGGAUAAGGUCGCGAACGUGCGCACAGUGGUCAACAAAGUAGGCGAGAUCGCUACGGAGUACCGCACCUAUGAGCUAGAAGUUUUAGGAGGAGAUCCUUCAACGCAAGUGGAGCUCAGGGAGCAGGACUGUGUAUUUAGGUUCGACGUGCGGGACGUGUACUGGAACUCGCGGCUGCAAUCGGAGCAUGCGCGUUUAUCUGCGACGAUCCCGCGGGACGCUAGAGUUGCCGACUGCACGUGCGGCGUCGGGCCCUUUUCUAUACCCUUGUCGAAACGAGGCGUCGCUUGCUAUGCCAACGACUUGAAUCCGAAAGCAAUCGAUUUUUUGCGGGAGAACGCCCGGUUAAAUAAAUGUCAGCUGCAGAUUUCGGAGCCGUCCUGCGCGCGGAGUUUUCUUAGAAGUAUAACGGACUGGCGACCGACGCACUGCAUCUACAACUUACCUGCCACUGGAAUUGAAUUGCUGGACGUGUUUCGCGACUUUACUGGUGAGGCACCUAUCGUCCACUGCUACUGCUUCGGGAAGUCUAGGAAUGAUGUCGACGCCAUGUCCGACGUCCACGCGCGGUGUGUCAAGGCUGUCGGGGCGUCAUUACCAAUUCCGGACAAGCUCCUGCCGUCGCCGGCGGCGCGCGACGCUUCCCAAAUUGCCGAACAGGGCUUCGCCGUGCGCUGGGUGCGCAACGUGUCUCCCAACAAAGACAUGUACUGCGCGUCGUUCCGCGCGCCGUCUUCGCGGAAGCGGGCGCGGACGGAGUAAGGAGUCAC